Pseudomyrmex gracilis is the source of this 3227-nucleotide messenger RNA. It is a transcript of the gene AstA-R1, whose product is annotated as allatostatin-A receptor-like. The coding region runs from base 1375 to 2466 and encodes 363 amino acids. Gene Ontology annotation, biological process: G protein-coupled receptor signaling pathway. The record is from RefSeq and is a predicted model, not a curated record. Gene Ontology annotation, cellular component: membrane. The transcript has 5 exons. Gene Ontology annotation, molecular function: G protein-coupled receptor activity. Lineage: Eukaryota; Metazoa; Arthropoda; Insecta; Hymenoptera; Formicidae.
UGACACGCGAUACUGGAUAUGCGACGAAAUAUUUGUCGCGAUUUGAUCAAUUCGCUACUUUACAACUUGAUCAACAAACAUUUGUUAAAAUUUAACGAUUUCAAUCUCGAAUCGACAGAUUUGCCGCGCUCAUGUUUUCGAAUUUUUAACUUACCGUGAACGUUUUUAUUACGCGCGCAAAGAUAAGGCUCGUUAGCGACUGGUGACCCGAAGAAGAAACGAAACACGUGGGACUGUUGUUAAAAAAAAAAAAAAAAAACAAAAAAAAAUAAAUAAAACAACUUAUGAGAACGAACAACAAAUUCGUUCUAAAAAGUAGCAGUUUCGUUCGCAUUGCCGAAGAAGGCGGGAAAAAUAUCGGCGUGCAAUAUAUCGUUAUAGUUCGCCGAGAUCGAGCGCUUGGCGAUAAGCAGAAACGAACGUGUGAAGAGCGUAAACCUUUGACGAAAAACUCAUUACUUAAAAUUACGCAUUACCGCAAUAUGUUUGGUCAAUAUGUGUCACGUAUAAACUCAUGGAAAUAAUCUCUCUACAUCCAUCGCUUUUUAGGCAAAUGACGAAAUUAUCGCGAAUUUUAUCAACUUUGCGGUUCGAAGAGGAUACGAGAGUAAACAAGUGUUGACAAGUCAAGUAUACGAGAGGAGAAGAAAGUUAAGUAAUAUAUUUUUAAAAAAAGAUCGGAUCUAUAUCUCUCUUUCGUGUGAUGUUUCGCAAUUUAACUUAGAAAAUGACACACACACGCACACACACACACGCACAUGGCGUCUAUCUCAGAUCUAAUUAUACGGUGACAAAGUGAACACAUUACGAGAGACAAGAGAAUAAACAAGAUUAUUUGACACGUCUGUGUACUUUGCAUUAAUUGAAUUAGAAUUGUCAAAGAAGAAAAAGAAAAAGGAGAAGGAAAAAAGAAUAAAAACUCUAUCUCUCUCAAGUAUGUUAACAUUCCUUCUUGCGAAGGGCGCGGCUGGAAUCCGUGAUCUAUUGCUCCAGGAUCUUCUGACGUCGAAGGAUUCCCGAAGAGUUCGGAGCGAGAAGGAUUCGCGAGGGAUGGCAUUGUAAGAAAAGAAAUGACGUUCCGACGAAUCCCCGAUUGUACGCGUUUGACAUCUACUCCCGGUGGCGAAAAUGAGUUCGGCGGGAAGAGAAAAAUUUCUCAGCAUCAUCGACGCAGACGGGAACGAGAGGAUUUUUGCGGUCCUAUUCAAAUCCCAUUAAAGCAAUUCAUGUCAGGUCUAUUAUUGGCGUAAUGUGUGUGCUAAAAGCACCUCCUAUCUCCAUUCUCCGGACUAAGCCGGCCUAACGAGCUUGCCACGACGUAACCGAGGAGAUUUGUGCUUGGAUUUACAGAUCGCGGGUCGAUCUCAGGAAGUAAUGGAGUCGGAAAACGCGGUUCUCGCGAAUGCAACCGAUGCGUUCAACUGCAGCUCGAAGCUCGGUUCGCUCGCCGGCGGUGACGGACCCUGCGAAAGAUUCGAAUUCGGUUUCGAUCGCGAACUGGUGGAUAGGAUUGUGGCUGUGUUAGUGCCAUUGUCCUUCGGCAUGAUCGGCAUCCUCGGACUAGCUGGGAAUUCGCUGGUGGUCCUCGUGGUCGCGGCAAAUCCCGGAAUGAGAUCUACCACGAAUAUUCUCAUCAUCAAUCUGGCCGUUGCGGAUUUGCUGUUCGUCAUAUUUUGUAUACCUUUCACGGCAACCGAUUUCGUCCUGCCGUAUUGGCCGUUCGGCAACGUCUGGUGCAAGAUCGUUCAGUAUAUGAUCAUUGUCACCGCUUAUGCGAGCGUUUACACCUUGGUACUUAUGAGUCUCGACAGGUAUUUAGCGGUGGUUCAUCCGAUCGCCUCGAUGUCCUGGAGAACGGAGAUCCACGCCAUACGAGCGAUCUGCGUCAUGUGGGCGGUGAUACUUCUGAUAUCCGUGCCCGCACUGGUGAUUCACGGCGAGAUUCACUACGUGUUUCAGGAGAUAGACGAAGAAUGGGAAAAUUUGACGGCCUGCCGAAUUCUGGCCCAGUACGAUUGGACCUGCUUCCAGUUGGUCUUCUUUAUGACGACCUACGCGUUGCCGUUGAUAUUGAUAAUUAUUUUUUAUAUGUUCAUGCUGAGCAAACUCUGGCGCAACACUCGCGCCAGCGCCGAGAGCCGGCGCGGAAGACGUCGGGUCACCAGGCUCGUUUUCGUCGUCGUCGGUGUUUUCGCCGUCUGUUGGUGUCCCAUACAGGUGAUACUGGUGAUCAAAUCCCUGGACUUGUACCCGCUCACGACGGGAACGAUAAUGCUACAGAUAGCAAGUCAUAUCCUCGCCUAUACCAACAGUUGCGUUAAUCCAAUCCUAUACGCUUUUUUAAGCGAUAACUUUCGCAAAGCCUUUCGGAAACUCAUUUAUUGUAAGCCGCGACCGGAGUCGAAUAAUCGGCUGGAACCAGCAACGAGGACCACGAGAGCUGCCAGUUCUGGCGAUAUUCUUUAGGCCAAUAAGAAGCUUUGAAGUUGGAAUUCUCAGGCACAACUACUUGUCAAAGAGUGAGAGAAAUAAAAGGAAAGAGCGAGAAAUGCGAGUUAAUGGUUUCCGACAACCGCAACAUGAGAAAAGCAGAACUCUGUUGCAUGUACGACACAUCGCGAUCGCGAUGCCGAAACAAACGGAACAUGCGCAAUUUCGAUCCGCUUUGCCGUUUAAUCAGACGGAAACGUUGUACGUAUCUUAUGAACGAAACGUUCGAAAAACGAUAAGUGAUCCGGUAAUAUCGUCGGCCGUCCCGAGAGAAUGGCGGCGCACAACGAAUAGUCUCGUAAAAAUGGUCGCUCACCUCGACUCGUACAAACAAAUUUUAAUCAAGCAGACAUAUUCCACAUGAGCAAUGAGACGAGAUAAUCCGAUACCCUCGUCGCGCUGAUUCGAUCUUGACUAAGCGUUUGCGUAGCUAUCUCUCUGUGAUAUUCGCAGUCCUAUUUGCGUUUGCAGUACAUCAGCGAUCUCCCAUCAUUAUACAGUAAUCCAGCUAUGCGGGAUAAAUUGGGAUGGAUUGGAAUAAAUCACAGCGCAAAUGAAUCACACGUGCGAACUGUUUAUUUUUAAAGCGCCAGAAUUUUGGUUCACAGAUUUUAUUUAUCAAUGUUUGUUUCAUCAAUAUCUGUUUUAUACGAAACAAAAACGACUUUUAAACACGUUGAAAUUUUAUUUGAAAAAUUUUCUCUUUUAUCACUCGCUUUUAUUUACGACAAAAUUUA